AUGGCGACCUCACGUGAUGCGCCCCAUACAUUGAUCGCCGCUGCCAUCCGACGGGUUUCUAGUAGCUACAACCAACGAAACCUCGGCCCAAGCGUCGGCAGCGAAUUUGUCGCGCUUGUGAUGCCUGCUACAAGAGGAAGAUUCAGUGUGAUGCAGCAACGCCACGCUGCAAUUGGUGCCAUCACCAUGAUCUUCCUUGUACUUUCAAACGCAACCAGGAACGUAUCCAGGAACGCUCUAGAUCCCAUGACUCUCCAAGGUGUAGAUCUGAAUCAUCAAUCGGGCCCGCCAUUAAGACAAAGUGGACCGGACUUGACCUUUACUCUUACAGUCGGGCCCCAGAACAAUCUCCAUGUCGGAGGACAUGCUCUCGGGAAUUUAUGCACUUUCAAUGGCCUGCCAUUUUUCUCCGCUACUGGCCGCCAGUGGAUUAAGGAACGCACCGGCGAAGAUGUAAAGCUUGAGUAUACGUCACCAAGGCCAUCGAUACUCGACCCGUCAACGCCCAAUGGGGUCGCGCAUGCAGUACCGCUUCCGGACAAGGGAAUUCUGUGUCAGCUGCAUGACGAGUGGAAGAAUUCAAUCCUUUCCAGAAUGUUUCCGUUUGUAGACCGAGUGCUCCUUGAAUCAACUGUCGCUGCCGCCUACCAUAACGAAACGAGUGUCUCAUCGCCUGGUGCUGACAGCGCUAGGGCCUGCAUUCAUGCGUUCACGGCAACCUGUGUACAUUCCGCAGACCAGCAACAUGGGCAUAGAGUAGUACAUACAGAGGACCAUCUUCAGACCGCCCACGACUUGGUCCCCCGGAUGCUGCACGAGUCUGUUACCAUAGAUGGCCUGCAGGCCGUUCUGAUGAUAAGUCUUUGCUCCUUGGUAGUCACAGGGAAUAUCCUGAUACUCGAGAUGUUACUCACAUCUGCGAUACGCUUCGUCUUCCAUCUAGAUGGUCACCUUGCCCCAAAUUAUUUUUGGAUAUGUUAUAUCAUGGAUAAGGAGUUUAGUCUACGCGCGGGUCAUCCUCCGUGCCUGGAUGAGAGUCAGUGCGACCUCACACUCCCUGAUAUCCACCACACUGCGCCAGAAUUUCUCGCAGGCAUACGUCUUGCCAUGCUUCAAUCUGAGGUGUAUCAUCGAUUAUACUCCUUGAAAGCUUUGCGCCAGACAGAUGCCCAGUUAUUGGGCGCUAUUCGCGAUCUCGACAGCGCCUUGGAAGUUUGGAGAAUGUCUGUUCCCACCAACUUUCGGCCACGCCUCAUUGAUCGGGAAACAAACGCCAUGGACACUCCAAAUACAAUCUUUCAGUUACACUACCUGUACUGCAUGAGUAUGAUACAUCAAGCAAGUGGAAGAUGCUCUGCCUGGGUCCAGAAUCACGAUACAUCUGAAGCGGGAUCGAGUCUCGCUAUCAGCGUUGAAGCCAGUCGAUCGAUGCUGCAGAAGUUCCUAGACGACCGUCUUGAUUUCAAUAAGACUAACUUGAGGUUUACUCUUCCCUAUUUCCUGACAGCUAUCUGUCAUCUUUUUUCUAACAUUCUUUUUAAUCCAACGCACGGUGGCAUUGAUGACGACUUGGAACUGUUCAUGUCAGUGCCAACUCAUAUCAGAUCACGCGUACCGCCAGAAAUUCCGAGAUUGUCGGCUUAUCACAUCAAGCUCUUCGAAAACUUCGUGAUGGAAUUAGGACGCCUUGCUAGUAGUGCUAUUAACAAGGCGCGAGCAGGAUCACAACAUAUGAACUAA
Molecule: messenger RNA, 1740 nt
Organism: Aspergillus neoniger CBS 115656
Lineage: Eukaryota; Fungi; Ascomycota; Eurotiomycetes; Eurotiales; Aspergillaceae
Product: fungal specific transcription factor domain-containing protein
Exons: 7
Coding region: 1-1740 (579 amino acids)
Biological process (GO): DNA-templated transcription
Molecular function (GO): zinc ion binding; DNA binding
Source: RefSeq, a predicted model, not a curated record